AUGGCCAACGUUCCAGAAAUCAAGAAGCUCGCCAUGAUUGGCUGUGGGAGCAUGGGUGGAGGCAUGGCGCUGUUAUUCGCAGAGCAUGGGAUUACUGUCUUACUCAACGACCCGGGCGAAGCUACCGUUGAUAGCCUGUUGAAGACUGCGGAGAAGGACGGGAUCCGAAACAAGCUGGAGAAACACUUGGAUUACGAAGAUCUAUGUAAGAACCUGGACUCUCCAAAGGUCUUCGUCUUCUCUUUACCGCAUGGAACUGUUGGCGAUUCUGUUGUGGAGGGACUACAUCCCUAUCUUGAAAAGGGUGACUUGAUCAUUGAUGCCUCUAAUGAAAAUUGGCGGAAUACGCAACGCCGCCAAGGAAAACUUGUCACUCAAGGCGUCCACUAUGUGGGCAUGGGGGUCUCAGGUGGGUAUCAAGCCGCUCGUCGUGGCCCGUCAAUGUGUCCCGGCGGUGAGGAUCGAGCUCUGGACAUGGUGCUGCCUCUCCUCCAGAAGGUGGCUGCCCGUGACGCGCGUGGAAAUCCCUGCGUAGGCAGAUGCGGAAUGGGAGGCUCAGGCCAUUAUGUAAAGAUGAUUCACAACGGCAUUGAGCAUGGCAUGAUGAGUGCGCAAGCAGAAGCCUGGCAAAUCAUGAACUUAGGUCUGGGUAUGACAUACGAUGAGAUUGGGGAUGUAUUCGCCAAAUGGAACACGGACGGCGAGCUGAGAGGCACAUUUUUAAUAGAUAUUGGAGCUCAAAUCAAUAAGCAGAGAGACGACAAGGGCAAGCACGUCCUUUCUGUAGUGGAAGACAAAGUUGUUCAGGACAUUGAUGGCACAGAGGGAACAGGGGUUUGGUCCUCAGAAGAGGCCAUCCGACUGCAUGUACCUGCCCCGACGCUCUCAGACGCCCACUAUGUCCGCGUAGCAUCCGCCUUCCGAAAAGAUCGAAAGAAGAUCAAGGCCACCUUUGGAGGUCACUUUCCGUUGGAAAAGUGGACAGGAUCCGAGGAAGAGAAGCCUGCAUUCCUUGAGGACCUUCGCAAAGCAGUCUACACAGCAUUCCUUGCAGCGUUCGUACAGGGCAUCAACGUUAUCGACUUAGCGGACCAGGAGAACAAAUGGAGCAUCAACUUUUGCGAAGUCAUCCAGAUUUGGAGAAAUGGCUGCAUCAUCAAAGCUGAUUACAUUGCUGAUUUGCUCGAAGAAAUAUUCAAGACUCCAAAGGACACGGACCGAGAUCUCCUCCAUAACGAAGGUAUAGCGAAGGAGCUAUCGGCUAACUUUGCAGCUCUGAAGCGAGUCGUAGCAAUGGGGGUUCAGACAAAUGCCAUUAUCCCGAGCUUGAGCGCUUCACUGGAGUAUCUGAAAUAUUCCGUCAAUACAAUCUUGCCGACACAAUUCUAUGAAGCGCAGCUGGACUUCUUCGGCAAACACAUGUUCGAUUUGAAGUCGGAGCCAGCGGGGGGGCCCGAAACGGGGCAUCAUCACUAUGAGUGGAAGCCAGCGUAG
Letharia columbiana is the source of this 1494-nucleotide messenger RNA. RefSeq lists its product as uncharacterized. The record is from RefSeq and is a predicted model, not a curated record. Bases 1 to 1494 code for a protein of 497 amino acids. NCBI's taxonomy places the organism in Eukaryota, Fungi, Ascomycota, Lecanoromycetes, Lecanorales, Parmeliaceae. Gene Ontology annotation, molecular function: phosphogluconate dehydrogenase (decarboxylating) activity; NADP binding. Gene Ontology annotation, biological process: pentose-phosphate shunt; pentose-phosphate shunt, oxidative branch. The transcript is spliced from 9 exons. Gene Ontology annotation, cellular component: cytosol.